UCUGCAGACUGCCGUCUGUACUUCAUCUCGGCCGUCGUGUAUGUCUGGAAGGAUUGUCUUCUGUAGGUUAGUGUUAAGGCUGCAGCGAAUCUGAAGCGCGCGCCAACGUUCUGACACUUAAGAUAUGGAGCGUCGUGCGGGCGGUAAUGGGAUCUGCUCUGACUCUCGCCGCCAGAUACUCUCCGGUUCCUUUCUGUUGGUGAUUUGCGUGUGCGGCUGGAUGUGGUUCAAAUCUGAACUACAGAUCGAUGGCUCAUGUCUAUUGUUCUCCUCCAUGGCGACUGCAUCAUCGCCUUCACGCUCGAAUCGCGCUUCCGCGGAGCAGCAGACCGAGUGGGGCUCGUCGUUGUCAUCGUCCUCACAUAUGCUGAGGCAUACUGUCGUUUUCCUGCGCAAGCGCAGCGACCGGUUGAAGGGGAUGGAGGUGGCGCAGCAGCAGCCGCACCAGCAGCAGGAGGCUGCGAAGGAGGAGGAGGAGGAGAGGAAGGAGAAGGAAGUGGAGAAGGAGAAGGAGAGGAGAUGGACGAUCUCAAGCUCGCACCUACCCACACAGGAGAAGGAGAGGAGAAUAGUGUUAGAAUCCACUACUCUUCUCAAUCUUGACAUCUUUAACGUGUCUUUGGUUGUGCGAUCGAACGUCGUUCUUGUCCAUAAACCUGAGCACCCGUUCAAUAUUGGCAUCAACGACUCGUAUGGCUACGACGCUUCGACAUCGGCGUCGAACUGGUGUGGAGCUGCAGUGAGAAACAUUGUGUUCGGAGAGCAGGGCACAAUCUUUUACUACAUACUCGACGAGCGAUGCCUGAGCAGCGAGUCUCCUCCACGUGUCACUCAGCGAUUGGUCUCUUACAGGCGGGCGAAUCUCCACCCUGUGGUGGCUGGCUCGAAUUUCCUCGCUGAUAGCCUGCUCAUCAGUUACUGGUGGGUAGGGUUUGACGACGACGGAGCGAGACCAAGUUCAUCCUCUCACACCAUUCUCUCUCCCGGGAGCAACACAUCGGAGCCGUUGAUGGCCAUGGUAUACGGGAUGGAUCUGACGGCGUCUGGGCAACAGCUGGUGCUGAGCGAGUCAGUGAAUGGCCCGCAGAAGUCGAGGAUAACCCUGCUGAACACGACGGGAGGGCAGAAAUUGUCUAUGUCCACCGACGCGGACAACCUGCAGGGCCUGGCUCUAAGUCCGAAGAAGAACCGCAUGUACGUUGCGGAUCUCAAGGCAACGAAAGACGACGUCGUGCGGAUAUUAUGUGCAGACGUGCCCGAUUCCUCUGCGCCUCCACCCUCCCUCUCCUUCGACACCGUCAUCAGCUUCAAAUCCGGUGUGGAGCCGCAGAUAGGCGACAUCUCCUUCGGUGCGCAGAGUUGGGAUCCCGAAGGACGAUGCCUGUAUUUCUUCGAUUACGGAGGAAGAAGGCUAUGGAGCCUCGUCGGUGCGAUCGACGGCGAUGGAGCCGCAGGGGGAGCAACCGUCACCCUCGUCGCAGGAUCCGGCGAGGAAGGAGGAGACGAUGGCAAGGCCCUCAAUGCAUCCUUCAACGGUCUGAAGGAUAUCGUGGUAACCCCGGACGGGUGCAAUCUCUUCGUCUCGCAGAUUGAUGGCCAUCUACGGUGGAUCAGUAUGGAUUUCCCGUGCAGCGGGGCCGAGCGAGUCAGGACCAUUGCCAGAUAUCAGGGGCAAAAUGCGUCAUACCGGGACAAAGGGUUCUGGGGCUUGGGAUUGGCAGACGGCGGGCAGCAUCUGAAUCUCUACGUCGGAUCCAACGAUGGGCAAGUCUUCCAGCUGCAGGUCAAUAAGUCGUCAUUACAUGCUUGCGUCGUCGCUGAGGCCUUCCGCAGUUCCCGACUUUCUUGCAACGUCGUCAUCGCAAUCGUACUUGGUAUUGUGGGUGCGUCCUUGUUCCUCAUCGGACUGCUGCUCUGUUUCUACAUGAGAAGAGCACGGCGGACAAGCAAAACACACUUGCCGCCGACACAGCCCUUCGUCGAGGCUCCGACUCCGCACACUUCGCCUCCGGCGGCAGCGGAUCGCGGUGAAGCUAAUGUGCCGUUGUCCUCUCAUCUAUCAGCAGAUUGGCCACCAGAGGAGAGCAGUGCCCUCCACCCUACCACCGUCCAAGAAUUCUCUCUCUCGGUCUUGUCAGAUAUCACUGACAACUUCAGUCAGAGCUGCAGGAUCGGCGACAGAGGGGCGUUCGGGGAGGUGUUCCGGGCCCAGAUGGAGGGACAACACGUGGCGAUGAAGGUGAUGACCGGGGAACUAACCCCGGGCAAGCGAAGGCAAUUCCGUGCGGAAGUCAACACUCUUAGCCGUCUUCAUCACGGCAAUCUCGUCGAACUGCUCGGGUAUUGUCAGGAAGGAACGCACUCCAUCUUGGUCUACCCCUUCUUCCCCGGAGGGAGCCUUCACGCCCGGCUGCAUCAUCACACAGCGGGCAGCAGAGCUUCUGCCACUUCCGGACACCCAUCGCCAGAUCCUCCCCUUCCUCCGCUAACGCUUGCUGAGCGGUUAUCCAUCACGUUGCAGAUCGCAGAGGGGCUUCGAUACCUUCAUCAUGGUGCCAACCCGCCUGUCAUUCACCGUGACAUCAAGAGCAGCAAUGUCCUCCUCGGCGAUGGCGAGGGAAACGAUCUUCGAGCUGUUCUUGCCGACUUCGGCCUGGCAAGGAUGAUGGAGAAGAUCUUCCAUGAGCAGCAGGAGAGCGCGGUAUCGAUCUCCGAUGUUGUCGGGACCUCAGGUUAUAUGGCGCCAGAGUACAUGAGAGAAGGCAAAUUGACAGAGAAGAAUGAUGUGUACGCGUUCGGAGUCGUCGUUUUCGAGAUGCUCACGGGAAGAAGGGCGGUUGUAAUCAACGCAGCUGCGCGCCAAGUGGAGUCUCUCAUUGAGUGGCUGGAAACGUUCUUCCGAAAUGCGAACGUCGAGCUGCCGGAUGCUGUCCUCGAGGCUUGCCUGCGUGAUGACGUGGCCAGCAGUUAUCCCACCAAAAAGAUGGUCAUGGAAAUGCUAUGGCUGGCGCGGGAGUGCACUCAAGAGCUCGAUUAUCUUAGACCGUCGAUGAACGCGGUAGGCGAGCGGAUUUCCCACCUCCUUUCCGAUGCCAUAACGCGAGGAGGGGCCCGAUUGACUUAUUGAUAGAUUGAUUGGCGUGCGCGCGUGAAACUCACAGAGAAAACUGUCCUCUGAGCAGCGGAAGACAGUUGUGGUGCUGACAGAUUCUCUCGCGGUCUCAUAGCAACGACAUAAUUCAUCG
Molecule: messenger RNA, 3245 nt
Organism: Chara braunii
Lineage: Eukaryota; Viridiplantae; Streptophyta; Charophyceae; Charales; Characeae
Source: the annotation of a GenBank genome assembly